CUGAUGUCAUCACUACCUCACAAUCUAUUACUAGAAUAAAAGGCCAGCAGUCGGAACAACUGUGCUCUGUGCGAGAGAGAGAGGAGAGCGAGAAGGAGAGCGAGACGGAGAGUGAGAGCGAGAGCGAGAGUAAGAGAGCGCCAGAGCCAGAGACAGGAAGAGAGAGCGAGAGAGGGAGGCAGGGAGGUGGAAGAAGAAGGAGAGAAGGAGAGAGGUGGCAGGAGACGGAGAGAGGAAAUCCUUGCACUUCAACAUGGCACAAAGGAAUGGAGUAUUUCCCCAAGACUUGGUCCAGGAGCAGCCAAAAAGUCGCUUUGAGAAGACAAAAAGGAUGAUUUUCCGAGGUCCCCCUCACCGAAUAGCACCCGCUGCAAAGAACAACAUGCAACAGCUGGACCUCAAGGGCCAGGAGGACAGCAUUCCUGCCAAGCCAAAAGUGGAGGCAAAGGACAUUGGGGACCCAUCCUGGGUGAGGACUUUGCCUUCCACUGUUGCUAAUAAUACCCUGGCAUCUCCUUCAAUCAUGAUGGAACCAUUCCCUCCUAUUUCCCUCAAAAGUCAUCCAAAAGCCACCCUGGCCUGUCCUGGCCAAGGAGUCAAUGCUGCUUCGAAGGGGACCUCAAAAAUCCAUUCCACUGGGGCCACAGAAUGCCAAACAUCCUCCAAGACUGGGCUUGAACUCUCCUCUCUUUGGUCCCAGGGAGAAGCUUUUGCCACCCAAGGAGCAACUCCUGUCUAUGCCGUCAAAAGUUUCAAUAAUCGUUGGAAGAGGACCACCAAAAUAUCCCCGCCAUUGCUGCCUGAAUCCAAGACAGCUUUCAGAGAUCUCUCAGAAGCCUCCUUCAAUUGGGCCCAGGGAGAUGCUUCCGCAGCCCAAGAUGCCAGCCCAGUCAGUGACGUGAAAGGAGUCAGUGCGCCUUGGAAAAGGAAACCCAAAAUAUCUCCAGCCAUGACCAAUGGGUCCAAGACAUCCCAAAAAGUUGUCUCUGAAACCACAUCCAAUUGCCCUCAGGGAAAACGUUCUUCUCUCCAAGAAGCCCUCCGAGUCUGUGGCAUGAGAGGAGUCUAUGCUCCUCGGAAAAAGAAGACCAAUGUAUACCCGACCGUACCCAUUAGAUCAAAGACAUCCCCCAAAGUGGUGUCUGAAACCUCCAAUGGGCCCCAGACAGAAGCUUAUGCAAGCCAAGAAGCCACCCCAUACCCUGGCAUCAAAGUAGUCAUUACUGGGAUAAAGAGGAGCACCAAAGCAUCCCCAGGCCUCCCAAGUGAGCCCGAGCGAUCCCCUGAAAUUAUCUUCGAAUCUUCCUACAAUUGGCUCCAGGAAGAGUGUGCUGGAACCCAGAAAGCUACCACACUCUGUCCCCCCGAAGCCAGUGGUCGCUGGAAGACGACAGCCAAAGUCCAACGACCCUCGUUCCCCCAAUCUGAACCUUUGCCUAGGAUGGUCACCGACAACUCCUCCCCAAGGCCUCAGGAGGAAGAUUGUGAACAGCAAAGUGCAUUUCGGGCCUUUAUAGAAAAUUUACACCUUAGUGGAUUCAAGGAAGCUUAUCGAGCUCUCCUGAUUUCUCCUAGAAAAAGGAACCAAUUUGUAACUGAGAAAGAAUAGAGACAUUAAUAUUACACUUGGGGUAGCACAGGGAGCCCUUCACACACAACUCCAAAAGCUGUAAAAAAAAGAAAAAAGCCAUUGAGCUAGGGAUGAAGCUCUCUAAAGUGGCAACUCACCCAGGCUAAAUACACAGAAACAAGUGGGGACUCCCGGAGAAGAUGGGAGUGGCUGGAGCCUCAGCAAGGAAGCACAGAGACCUUCAUCUCUCAGAUUUUCCUGUCAAGUUGAGGCCUGAGUGAACCUGGGCUGACUAGGAUGGCAGCUGGGGCAGUUGUGCCACUGUGAACCUGUGGAUAUGGCCCUGGGGAGGAGGAAGCAGUCCCCUGUGGGUGCAGAGUUAGGGGACUGGGAUGCUGCUGGCAGCUGGUACUUGCAGGUGAGGGGAGCUCUUGCUUUGAGGUUCCAGUUCAAAGAGUUUGACGUUCCUGGUCAGAGUCUUUGGGGUUCUUGUUCAAGAGGACACCAUUGAAGGGAAGCUUCAGGAACUUUGCCCUCACACAUCAAUUAGUGGAAUUUAACACUCAUUCCUCUUUUUAUAAAUGUACCUGCAAACAAGAACCCCACCAUUGAAAUAUGUUAUCGGAACAAGGAAAUGGGAGUUCAUCUUCAGAGGAAGACACUUAAGUAAAAAAGCUUUUACCCCAAAGAGUAAUGUGUAAUGGCUGCAAACCAAAAAAAAAAAAAAAUGUGAAGAACUCCCAAAAGAAUUUAAAAAUUAAAAGAAAUUGAAAACAAAGUAACCUGGAAAAAAAUGCUUCCAAGAAAAAACAAAAGCUUAUCAAAAAAGGAAAACAAAUGUGCAAAGCAGGAAAAUAGUCUCAAGAUGAAAAUAAGUCUUUGAAAAAUGAAUACUGGCAAUGGGAAGACAUCAAAGUGAGGAAUAAAUAAGAAAUUACAAUAGAGAUUGUAAAAACUGAAAACAAUUUGAACAAAGUGAAACAGAACUUAAAAGAGAGAUCUGGAGAACAGAUUAGGAAUAGACAAUUGAAGGAAUGGGACAACCUGAACAUUUCAACGACAAAAACAAACGAACAGGUUAACACAAUAAUGUAAUAAAUAAUUUGGCAAUAUUAUUUGGAAGGAUAGGACAUGAGGGGAAAAUGUCCAUAGAAAAAAAUACCCCCCAAUACCAAAUAAAUGAAAUCCAUUGGUAGAAAACAAAUCAGAAUAUUAAUGCUAAUGUAAACCCAUACAUCAAAGGAAAAAAAUUUGGAAGAAACAAAAGAAAACUCAUAUAAGAAUGAACUAUCAUUGGAAUUUGCCAAGACACAUCAGCAGCUCCAGUUAAAGACUGCAGAGACUUAAUGAGUGCUGCUUCUGAGAAGAGAUUGCGGAGACAGGGUGAACAGAAAGGAGAAAAACGCAUGAAGCAGCAUGGUUCAACACCAAUUUAGGAAGACAAAGAGGAAAAACAUCAAGACAAAAGGCGAGGGAAGCUAAGGAGAGAAAGAAGAGGGAAGAGAAAAGUGAGAGUUUACAUGGGAAACUUUUCAUACAGCAUGAUUUAAAAAUUUAUUUUCUUAAUCUUAAAAUUAAUAUUUUUUCAAAUGUAGAGAAUUCAACAUUCAUUUUUGUCAAGCUUUGCGAUCCCAAUGUUCUCCUUCACUCUUAACCCCAUUGUUCUGAAGACAGCAAGUGACCUAAGUGAAAUAAUUACAACUCUUUUAUGCACUAAGCCACAUUUUUCAGGUUGUGGAAGAAAAAAUCUAGUCCUGAGGCAAAAAAAUCUGAAGAAAGCAAAAAAAUAAGGAAUCUCUGUAUGGCCCCCUGACUCAGAUUGCACCUCCAGGUGCAAACAGAAAGCAUGGAUUCGAUGCUUGCAAGGAGAUGUCCCACCACACCAAGGGAGCAGUCCAGCAUGGUAUACGGCCUCAGGACAGAAAGAGGGAUUGGAUUAAAUAGAACUUUUCCUAUUGGAAAAGGUGGAUGGAUGGAAAAGAAUGUAACAAUUGACCUAUGACCAGCAAUAUCGUCUCCAUGGGUCAUGGGACUUCCUGAAACACAAGCCUAGGGUCUGAUAUUUUCUGCCCUACAAUCUUCAAGGAAUAGAAAUCGUGUGAUGUCCUGAAACUUGGGCCUAAAGUCCUAGAGCCUCUGAGAAACCUUCCCCUGCUUCCAUUCAAUCCCCUCUCUUAAAAUCAUUCCUUCUCCCACCAAUUCUGAUGCAUUUCUUCAAGUAGGACGUCCUGCUUGUUGAGACCUUCAGGCUCAUCUUUCUCUGUAGUAACUGUAACCCACCAUCUACCAUAUGGGAAGGUCCAAUAUCAGUGGCAGCUUUCCAGCAACAAUAUAGCUAAGGAAUCCUGGCCCAUUUUAUUGCUUAAGUCCAUAAGGAAGGCGGUGAUGGCAUGAUGCUACUUAAAGCAUGAGCAGAAAGCAGAGACCGGGCUCUCACCAUGUUCCACCUGAACAUUUUCAGCAAAAAAGGAAUCUUAAUACAAUGAUGGAAGAAAUAUUUUGGAAAUAUUGUCUGUAAUGCUAGGACAUUUUCCCCAAUGUCCACAUAGGGAAAAAAUCUCCCAAUACCAUCUCAACAAAAUCCAUUCUGGAAAACACAUCAGAAAAUUAGUGCUAAAUGUAGGAACCCAUAGAGUAAAAGGAAAAUUUUGGAAGAAAAAAACAUGUAAGAGGGAACUACAAGACUACAAGGAUUGCUGGAAACCCUGUCUUCACAGAGACACAAUUGGCAUCUGGCAGCCAGUGUUAUCCAUGCAACUCUAGCACUGGCCAGGCUCAAGGCAGCAGGGCUAUUGCCCCAUUCUUCCCACCUCAAGCAGUCAAGACUGAGAUGCAUUUGUGACAAAGGGACCAAGGUCUCAUCUUCUGCACCUGCUUAAGCCUUAAAGGGGUGAGGAGUUGACUCAGCCUGGUGGGGUGCGGACGGAGGAGCUGAGAUGGAUGACUUGUAGGCGGCAGCAGCAGGAUGGGGGUGCUGAGUGGCAGAAUCAGGGACCUGGUGACUCCAUGUUUACCAAAUCAGUGGGAUCUCAUUACUUACAGUCUUGAAGAAACAACUCUCUCAAGUAGAAGAAAAAUGGAAGGAUGAAAUGUGAGUAAAAUACAAUAGACAAAAUUUGAGUUAGUAGGAGGGUUACAAAGCACAGUAACCCCAGUCUGGGCCAUCAAAGGCUCCAUGGAAGAGAACAGCCAAAGUGUCCCCGGCACUGCCCUCUGAGUUCAAAACAUGCCCCAGAGUUCUCUUGGAACCUUCCUUCAAUUGGGCUCAGGGGGAAGGUCCUCCAUCCCAAGAAGACAGUCCAGUCUCUGCCAUCAAAGAAGCCAAUGCUCCUUGGAAGAAGACCACCAAAUUAUCCCCGGCUCUCUUCAUGGGAAACCACAGAAGUAAAGAAUAACCAAGAAAUUAUAAUAGAGAUUGUAAAUAUUGAAAACAAAUUGGGGGCGGAGCAGGCACACACGACUCUCUAAGCUCCUCUCAUUCCCCUCAUAACCAACUGUUUAAUCCAGCCUCAAAAAUAGCUCUUCACUGCUUAAAUUCAUGAAGAUGAGAAGCACUACAACUUACUAGCCGAAGUCAAUCCUGAAGACCGCCAGGAAAGGUUUGUCCUGAGGGGCCAGGAACUGACUAGCACAGGCAGCGAGAGGCUGGUGUCCUGAGCAGACCACAGCGGGGGUGAUCUCUGUGGCUAGAGAAGUUACAGAGACGACUCUGCUAUAGGCUAACUGCUCUGCCUUGAUUACAAAGCAGUAAACUGGCAGAGAAGUUAAAGCCUAAAACAGAGGGUCCUCUAAAAAAACGCCAGAACCUAAUGAGAUCUGGUGGUAACCCCUCAAACCCGGAAGUGACUCAGGCAGAUUUUACCUCAGCCCUGCAGCCACAUCCAGCAGUUCGAUGCUUUUGCGGGGGCAGUUACUAAUCUGCACUGCAGGGGGGCACAGCCUGGGCACCCUCUAGUCGGCAGAGUGGGGGUCUCAGCCAAGGGCAAUAGAAGCUCCCCAGCUGACUGUGCUUCCCGGGCAGACACUUCGGGUCCCUGCAAUUCCGUUCACUGCUCUGCUGCUAACACCCACAGCCCCAGGGCAGGCUUUGGCUUGGGAAGUGAAACUCUCACUGCUCAGUGUCUAGCCCCAGGGCAGUUAUUAUCUCACACUGCCGGGGUCUUUGAAGGGCACUUUCCCAGCUCAGCCCUGCAAGCCUCAGUUACUUUCAGGUGGGGAACUCUUUCCCAGAGCACUCCAGUACCUCCCUGCUUUUUGUAGCAGGUUGGCAGGACAGCUACCCGUCCAUAUACCUUUCAAUGCUCUGGAGAGGAAGCUGGUAACCUCCUGGCUCUCAAGACAGACCUUACAGGCUUUAACAAAAUGAGUAAAAAAAUCAAAAGGACAAUAGAGAGUUUCUCUACAGAAAGAGAACAGCUUUUCAACCCUGAAGAGACUAAUAGCAGACAGUCUCUAGACAAUUGUUGGUCUCCAAUACAAAAGGCUCUCCUAGAAGAGACUAUUAAAAACCUUAAAAGAGAGCUAGAAGAGAAAUGGGGAAAGGAAAGAGAAGCUAUGCAAGAGAGCACAGAAAAGGCACAUAACUCACUAAAAGAAAAAUUUGAUAAAGUGGAAAAAGAAAACAACUUCCUGAAAUGUGAAUUGGAACAGGUAAAAAAAAAACUCCCAAGAAGUGCAGGGAAACAGAAUUUGUAAAUUGGAAAAAGAAAAUAAUUCACUAAAAAAAAAAAAUUAGUAAAAUGGAAAAAAAUUACAUAGAGCAAAAGAACUCAAUUGGACAUAUACAAAAAGAAGUUAAAAAAGCUAAUGAAGAAAAUAACUCACUAAAAAUCAGAACAGAACAAAUAGAAAUGACUGAUUCAUUGAGACAUCAAGAAUCAGUCAAGCAAAACCAAAAAAAUGAAAGGUUGGGAAAAAAUGUCAACUAUUUACUUGGAAAAGCAACAGACCUGGAAAAUAGAUCUAGGAGAGAUAACCUGAGGAUCAUCGGACUACCCGAAAAUUAUGAUGAAAAAAAGAGC
Molecule: messenger RNA, 6591 nt
Organism: Antechinus flavipes (yellow-footed antechinus)
Lineage: Eukaryota; Metazoa; Chordata; Mammalia; Dasyuromorphia; Dasyuridae
Exons: 3
Coding region: 254-1609 (451 amino acids)
Source: RefSeq, a predicted model, not a curated record